UAAUGAAACUCUCAAUUAGAAAUACAUAAUAGAGAGAAUAUCUAUUAUUUAUGUUGUACAUAUCUAGUGUUGCCCUUAAAUACAAGAGAUAUGCAUCUUAUACAACUUGACAGCUAAGAACAAACAAAAUGCCAAACCAACCGAUCAAUCAUAUGGAUAGGACAUUUGAAGUUUCGACAGAGGAUUACAACAAAGCAGUGGAUGAUCUAGUAAACGUGAACAAACUGUUCACCCUAGCAGUGUUCCUGGGUUUAGCCCUGGCAACGGGUCAGCAGCGAAGCCUGGAGAAUCGGGCAGAGUGCGACGCAGGAACAUUAGUGACGGAGAGGCUAAUUGUGUUCGAGGUACUGUCCUUCAGUUGCUUCCUUUCAUCGACCGUUGUGGCCAUGGCAGUCAAGCUUCAUCUCAACAUUUACGGUGGUGGUUGGAAAUUGAAACACAAGAUUAGGGAAAUGAUGGUGUUUGUAGCAGGGUUGGCCACGUUUUUUGCUUAUUUUUUCUUGAUGCUUUCGAUGGUUGAUAUCAUCCAGAUUCGGUUGGGGAAACUGUCGUGCAAGGGUUCCAAGUCUCUCGGAGCAGCCGUGUCCGUGAUUUCUAUUGUUUCUUCUGCUCUGGUCGUCUUUAUGUUUCUCAUGUUGCCUCCUUUAUACACAGCCAUCUCCCAUAUUAAAAGCUAGAAGCAGAGCAAUAUAGCUACAACUAGAAUAGAACCUCCAAUAUAUAUAUACAUAUAUAUUUAAUAAGUUGUCAAAAUAAAUAUUAAAAAACGUUUGGAUUCAUUCUAGCCAGCUAUGUUUGGAUCCAUGCGAGACCUAAUUCUAUAUGCAAUUAGAGAUGGAUGCAAAGUCCAAGAGGUGGGAGACCAUGGGAGACAAGGGUGAUGGGGGUGAUAUAGAUGGAUUGAAAAUGGUUGCCCACUUUAAGGAAGAAAACAAACUCUCUUUUGACAAAGGUGGCAAAGAGAUGAUAAUGGAGGAUCAUACAGGGCUGAGGGAGGGUCUAUCUAAUAAGAACUAUUUGAAUUGGGCAUGACUCACACGCUUUCAUCAAAAAUUCUACAAAUUAUCCUGUUUUUCCAAGUUGUUUGAAAUAUUGUGUCCUAGCAGGAACAUGCAUGUGUGUA
Molecule: messenger RNA, 1123 nt
Organism: Camellia sinensis
Lineage: Eukaryota; Viridiplantae; Streptophyta; Magnoliopsida; Ericales; Theaceae
Source: RefSeq, a predicted model, not a curated record